This is a messenger RNA of Anopheles marshallii, 1763 nucleotides long. RefSeq names its product transmembrane 9 superfamily member 3 (gene TM9SF3). The record is from RefSeq and is a predicted model, not a curated record. Gene Ontology annotation, biological process: protein localization to membrane. The transcript is spliced from 8 exons. Gene Ontology annotation, cellular component: membrane. NCBI's taxonomy places the organism in Eukaryota, Metazoa, Arthropoda, Insecta, Diptera, Culicidae. Bases 1 to 1761 code for a protein of 586 amino acids.
AUGAGGUCCUCCUAUCGAACGGUGGGGUUGUGGUACGUGGUAGCGAUGGUUGCCUCACUGAUUGUCACCUACGUCGCGGCAGAUGAGCAUAAUCAUAUGUAUGAAGACCAUGAGGAGGUUGUGCUAUGGAUGAACACCGUUGGCCCAUACCACAAUCGGCAGGAGACGUACGCGUAUUUCUCACUCCCAUUCUGUGUCGGUGCCAAACAAUCGAUCAAUCACUACCAUGAAACCAUGAGUGAGGCCCUCCAGGGAGUUGAGCUGGAGUUUAGUGGAUAUGACAUCGAUUUUAAAGAUGACAUCAGCCCAACGGAGAUCUGUAUGGUAGAUCUAUCCGAGGAGAAGCACAAAGCGUUCGUGUAUGCGGUGAAGAACCAGUACUGGUAUCAAAUGUAUAUCGAUGAUCUGCCAAUAUGGGGUGUGGUAGGAAAGGAGGAGGAAAAGAAGUAUUACAUCUACACACACAAAAAGUUCGAUAUCAGCUACAACGGCAAACAGAUCGUGGACGUUACGCUGACACCGGAGCGAAAGGAGCUGCUCCGGGUGGGGGCAAAGAUCAAGUUCACGUACGAAGUGAACUGGAAGCCAAGCUCGGUGAAGUUCGAGGAUCGGUUCGACAAGUACCUGGAUCCGAACUUUUUCCAGCACCGCAUCCACUGGUUUAGCAUCUUCAACAGCUUUAUGAUGGUGAUAUUCCUGGUUGGGCUUGUGUCUAUGAUUUUGAUGCGUACACUGCGCAAGGAUUACGCUCGUUACAGCAAAGAUGAGGAAGCGGACGAUAUGGAACGCGAUCUUGGCGAUGAGUACGGAUGGAAACAGAUACAUGGUGACGUAUUCCGACCAGCAUCGAAUGUGAUGCUCUUUUCUGCCUUAAUCGGUGCCGGCUAUCAACUAACCUCGGUUGUGUUGUGUGUGAUCACGUUCGCAAUACUGGGUGAACUUUAUACGGAGCGUGGUUCGAUGCUGUCGACGACAAUUUUUGUAUAUGCGGCCACGUCUCCCAUUAACGGAUACUUUGGCGGAUCUCUGUACGCGCGAAUGGGUGGAAAACAAUGGAUAAAACAGAUGCUUAUGUCCGCCUUCAUUGUGCCGGCCCUUGUAUGUGGAACUGCGUUCUUCAUCAACUUUAUUGCAAUCUACUACCAUGCCUCGCGAGCAAUUCCCUUUGGAACAAUGGUGGCCGUAACAUGUAUCUGUAUAUUCGUCAUUUUACCGCUGACACUGAUCGGAACCAUUGUUGGACGCAAUCUGGACGGCCAACCAGACUAUCCGUGCCGCGUGAAUGCUGUUCCGCGUCCGAUACCCGAAAAGAAAUGGUUUAUGGAACCGGCUGUGAUUAUACUUCUGGGUGGAGUGUUACCAUUCGGGUCGAUAUUUAUCGAAAUGUACUUCAUCUUCACUUCUUUUUGGGCGUACAAAAUCUACUACGUGUACGGUUUCAUGCUGCUGGUGUUUCUGAUCCUCAUCAUCGUGACCGUCUGUGUGACGAUCGUUUGCACCUAUUUCCUUCUAAAUGCGGAAGAUUAUCGAUGGCAGUGGACUAGCUUUAUGUCAGCAGCAUCCACCUCGAUAUAUGUGUAUAUGUAUUCGUUCUAUUACUUCUUCUUCAAAACGAAGAUGUAUGGACUAUUCCAAACAGCGUUCUAUUUCGGCUACAUGGCCCUGUUUUCCGGUGCGCUAGGUAUCAUCUGCGGGACGGUAGGGCACUUCGGUACAAAUCUCUUUGUGCGAAAGAUAUAUUCCAAUGUCAAGAUUGACUAAGC